Platichthys flesus (European flounder) is the source of this 1124-nucleotide messenger RNA. It is a transcript of the gene lto1, whose product is annotated as LTO1 maturation factor of ABCE1. The transcript is spliced from 6 exons. Lineage: Eukaryota; Metazoa; Chordata; Actinopteri; Pleuronectiformes; Pleuronectidae. Bases 187 to 555 code for a protein of 122 amino acids. The record is from RefSeq and is a predicted model, not a curated record.
UGAACAGUCACACACAUUUUUCAGCGACGAGCUGCGGAUACAUUUUCAAACCUUGGGACUGAUAUUGAGAAGGUGGAGAUGGCUGGCGGCCGCGGACACGAAGAGCUGUUUGACAGUAUUUUCCUCGCGGAUGAAAGAAGGAGAAGAACAGUAAAUAUUGACAACUAGAAAUGAAAGAGUUUGAAAAUGUUCCGAGGGGUGGGCUACAAGGAGGGAUUUGAAAGAGGAAAAUGCAGAGGAUUGCAGGAGGGCCACAGACAUGGGGCCUCUCAUGGCGCCAAGUUGUCAAUUGAGAUGUCCUUCUAUUAUGGGUUUGCCAUCACAUGGAAGUGCCUUCUCCAAAAUAAAACGGAAAUCAAAUCAAGAAAGCGUAUAAAAACUCUGGAGACUCUCUUGGGUUUAAUCCAAAACUCUUCUCACAAUGAUCCACAGUCUGCAACACUACAGGAGGAAUUGGAGAAGCUUCGGGCCAAGUUCAGACAGGUCUGCUCUAUGUUGAAUGUCCCAACUGACUUCAAGGAUCACAUCAAAACCUCCCAGGGGACCUCUUUCUGAAUCACUCUUGAUCGUGAUGAUGAAGAGGAGGAGCUGAGAGGACACCUGCAAUCCGGAUAGGGGAGGAUCAGGAUGAGCUGCUCUCAGUCAGCAGUCCUGCUGUUCCUCUCACAGGAGGCAGCAGCAGGUGACUGGUCUGUGGUACCUUUAUUGUGUAAGGCAGUGACAGCAAGGGAUUGGUCUCUGCUCUCAGGUUCUGGUGACAUUUACUCGAACAGUAAGAAGAGAUGACUGUUUUUAUCUGUAGAGGGAAUCUUUUGUUAAAAGACUGGAUUAAUUGCAGUGGCUCAGUGUGUUACAGGACCUGAAUUGAGAACCUGUUAAUGUAAUAAACCGACUGCACGACAUUGAGUUGUUUUCAACACAAUUUCUUCUUUGAUGUCCAUUUACCGAGAUUUGCCUUGAUGGAACUUCCAAUACUUUUCAAUUGUGUAGGAUUACAAUAUGUUUUCUUUGAGGUACUUUUUUGAGGUACAUUUUUUUAAAAUGUUUGUUCUUAAAUUGUUUGAUCAAAUGAUGUCAUCAAGAAGAAAAUGAGUCCUUACAUUAAUAAAGAAUUUUUCAUCUAC